UUCAUUCACAGACUUUACAUUAGGUGACGCAUCCGAGUUAUUUUUAGUUACUUCUGUUUUCUUUUGUAGAUAUCGGUUCGCGUCUGAUUCCAGUUCCGGGUAAAAACUCAAAAAUGUCUGUUGUAGGUUAGUUGUGGAUAAACAACAGACCAGGUUAAGAAAUGGAAGUAACUCGAUUAAAUUUUCAGGAGAUUCUGUCAGAAUUGGAUGAUGUUCUAAAAAAUGCAUCAUUUCUUGCAAUUGAUGGAGAAUUCACAGGACUAAAUUCAGGUCCUGAUGCUGGUGCUUUUGAUAUACCUGCCCAGUAUUACACAAAAUUAAGAGCAGGUUCAAUGGACUUCCUUCUUAUACAAUUUGGCCUGUCUGUUUUUACAUUUGAUACACAUACACGCAAGUACAAUCAACGGUCGUACAAUUUUUAUGUUUUCCCACGGCCUUUAAAUCGCGCAGCGCCAGAUUCAAGAUUUAUGUGUCAAGCAUCCUCUGUAUCAUUCUUGAUUGCUCAAGGGUUCGAUUUCAAUAAACUUUUUAACUUGGGCAUUCCAUAUUUAACGACGAGCGAAGAAGAAAAGUUAUUAAAGCGGUUAGAAGAGAGGCAAAAAGCACGCGACGAAGUACCAGAGUUGAUACCCAUAUCAGAUGAAGAUAAACCUCAAAUCACAAACAUUUGCUCAAGGAUAGAAGAAUUCAUAGCUUCUGAGACGAAAGAAUUGAUAAUAGACAAAUGUAAUGCAUAUAUUAGGCGACUUGUGCACCAAGAAGUAAGAUUACGGUGGCCAAACGUAUUAAGAGUUGAAAGUAGAUCGGAUUGUGCCGGACAAUGUCUUGUAGUGCAAAAGUCAGGAACUAAGCAAGAAGAAGAACAAAAGGAAGUUGAAAGAAGAGAAAGAGAAAAGUUGGAAAUUAAAGAAGCAGCUGGUUUAAGUACACUCCUGAGAAAGAUUGCUGAUUCUGGUAAAUUAAUAGUUGGGCAUAAUAUGUUAUUGGAUAUUUGUCACAUAAUACAUAAAUUUUUCGGACCAUUACCAGAAAGUUAUUCGGAAUUUAAAUCUCUUGUUCACAGUUUGUUUCCUAGACUUUUAGAUACAAAAAUACUUUGCCAAUCACAACAGUUCAAGGAAAAGAUACCUUCAUCGAAUUUAAAUGAAUUACUAGAAAGUGUUAGCAAAUCGCCGUUUGAAAUUUCAGAAAUAAUACCUAUUGAUGGUAGAAGUUAUUCCACAUCGGCGGAGAAAUGUCAUGAGGCAGGUUACGACGCUUAUAUCACUGGAAUAUGUUUCAUUGCAUUGUGUAAUUAUCUUGGUCGUUUACAAAAGCCCGAAAUUCCUAUAGUCCUUCCGGAAUCACCUCUUCUCAAUCCAUUUCUAAAUAAACUUCUUAUAGCAAGAUUAAAAGACUUUCCUUAUAUAAGUUUAGUAGGAAAAGACCCAAAUCCUAGUAGAGAUCACGUGUUCCAUUUAACAUUCCCGAAAGAAUGGAAGUAUAAUGACAUUUCGCAAUUGUUUAGUCCAUUUGGAGGUGUGUAUGUGUCAUGGUUAUCGGACACAUCCGCGUAUGUAGCUCUGAAUCGUCGAGAACAAGCUAUUUCAGCUGCGAAGAGUUUACGUAAAAAAUCAGGUACAUAUAAAAUACAAAAGUAUGCAGAGUACCAAGCAUCGUUGGAGAAUCUUAACAGGGGAGAACGGAAACGAAAGUUAAGUAGCUUAUAUAUAAGCUAUUCCACGAAUGAAACUGCCGAGAAGGAAAGCGAAGAAAAGGCUACGCCGACGAGCGAGACGAACGCGGCAGAUGCUGACGACGGCUGGAAAGUGGCGACAGAGAACGUAGAACAAGAAGGGAGUAGAGAAGACGACAAUUGCGCCACGCAAGACAAAUUCAAAAUGUAACUUCUCUGAAACACAACGUCAGGAAGAUUUUUUUACUUCUUUUCUUUGCUAAAAUUUUGUUUAAUUCUCUCACUAUCACACGUCAGCAUGUUUAAAAAGUCUACGUGUAACUGACUAUUACAUUUUUUAUAUUUUUACACAAAGGUUUAAUUCCAGGAAUUGACUAGGUAUCCAAAUGAAAUUUAACGUCUGUAUAUGAAACCAUUUAUAAUCCUGUUUCGAAUUGAAAUAUGCUUUCGUCGUUUCAAGAUUUCGUUGCAUUAAUCGUAAUAUUUCAAAGACACCAUUAAUCGGACAGAGAUGGUGAUAAAAAAAUAAAUAGAAAAUGCAAAAACUGGAUUAAUGGAUUCCAUAUGAACUGAGUCUGAAAGAUAUAACAUUUAUUCAAAUAUCCAUAGAAUUCAAACUAAGCCUGGACACUAAACAGAAAGAUUCGCUCAGACAAGAUUCAAAGGAUUUUUGCGCAGCGUCGUGGUUGGCGAUAUAAAAUGGAUUUUGUACGACAACCGUAAGCAGAGAAAAUCGUAAAUCGAACUUGAUCAACCAUAAACAUCGACAUCUAAAGCCAUGUUUACUCUCGAAAGGUGUUAUUGUGCGUUUGGUGGCGUAUUACUCGCGUUGUACGCCAUGAGUUACAGCAAUCGGAUCAGAUUGUUGAUUUAGAAUAUUACCAACAUCAACUCAUUCGUUUGUGCGAUGGAAUAAAAUGAAAAAGGUUGGAUUUACUGACAACAGAACUGGACAAGUCAUUUUGUAGCAUCAAAACUCGGCCACAAAAAGAUCAAAGAACGUUAUUUAUUUCUUGCUCUCGGAAGAUCGUUCUAGUGCUAUUGUAUGACUGCUUAUUCCGGUUGCUUGAAGUGGAAAAAGUCUGAAAAUCAGUUGACCCAUUCUUCGACUUAAAGCCACCAGCUUUUCUGCAAAUUUAUUUGUUAGGCGAUCGACAAAUGGAGUAAAAUCAUUGAAAAUUAUUUUAUCGACAUUUUUAUUCAGACUCUGUGAAUAUUUAUAUGCUUCGAACUAGAUAUUUCGAAUAUUUAUUAAUUCAUUUUAUUUAUUCAAAAUAAGCUUUCUCUAUAACUUUGCUCGAAUUAUAACGGUCUAUAAAGAAAUCUGAAAGCAUGUCUAAUAUGAACAAUUUUAUAUAGGCUAAUUCAACAUGGUAUAUCUUAAGAAAUUGUCAUCUUUUGCUACAAGAUUUCAAGAAAGAAUGUUGUUAUAUUAAUAAAUAUUUGUUCAAAAUAGUCAUCUUGUACGUUUCUUUUCGUCGUUAGAAAAAGUUUUAGGAUUGACCUACUUUUAGAUAGGUUUAUUUAUCUCGUAAAGGAAAUUAUACGUGCCCUAUGAAACAUCUAUAGCGGCUCACAUAAGCAAAAUACUCAUAAAUUCAUGUAAAAAAAUUAUGCACUAGACAGUUUUCUAAGAAAACACUUCAUUAUAUAAUUUAAUAAUACACAACAUUUUUAAAAAAUGUACGUUGAAACACAGUUUAUAUUGGGUGUCCUAGUUUAAUCUCCCGAGGUAUAUAUUUCGAAAAAUAUAGAAGAUAGAAGUAUUUUCAAUAUAAAUUUUAUUUACAGUAUACCCUGAGAAGCCUUACUUUAAAAUAAAUCUUACAUUUUUAAGUGAGAUCUUUUAUAUAUUUUACAAUUAUAAAUAGUAAUUCUAUCUUAAGCAGAUUCAUUAUUCUGGUAUUAAUUAACAACUUCAAACCUUAGGGUAAUUCAUGUUCAAAUUUUUAGUCACUGAUAACAUAGCCAUUGGUAAAUUUAAUGGUUGAAAAUUAUUACUAUUAAUAUCUUCAAAAUAACUGACGCAAAAGGCACAAGUACUAGUACUUUGAAAAUCAUUUAAUAGCAAAUACUAGACUAUUAUAAAAACUAUAGAUUUUUGUUAAGAAAUUUAAAGCUGAUUUUCCUAGAGUUAAAAUCGUUUCCUUGGAACUUGUUUUCCGAAAUAUUUGUCUAAAGAAAUGGAAAUAAGACACCUUGUGUCUAUUUAUUAGUUGCCGUGCCUGCUUGUAACCUGUUAGCCCGUUCGG
Molecule: messenger RNA, 3927 nt
Organism: Nomia melanderi (Alkali bee)
Lineage: Eukaryota; Metazoa; Arthropoda; Insecta; Hymenoptera; Halictidae
Product: poly(A)-specific ribonuclease PARN
Biological process (GO): siRNA 3'-end processing; nuclear-transcribed mRNA poly(A) tail shortening; priRNA 3'-end processing
Cellular component (GO): cytoplasm; nucleus
Molecular function (GO): RNA binding; poly(A)-specific ribonuclease activity; metal ion binding
Source: RefSeq, a predicted model, not a curated record